UUGUGGAAUUAUGAAUAAGGAUUUAGGAGGGUUUUAGUAGAGCGUAGCGCGAAGUGAAACGCCUAGUGGGAUAGUGACAGAAGCAGAGAAGGUGAGAAAAUGGGAUCAAAGGCGAAGAAGAAAGGUUCAGCAGCGGAGGAUAUUCUUGAAACCCUCGGAGACUUCACUAGCAAAGAGAACUGGGACAAGUUCUUCACCCUCCGCGCCGAUUCCUUCGAGUGGUACGCAGAGUGGCCCCACCUCCGAGACCCUCUCCUUUCCCUCCUCCGUACCCUCGCACACCCUCUCCCCCUCCCCCUCCUCGUCCCCGCUUGUGGCAACUCCCGCCUCUCCGAACACCUCUACGACGCCGGCCACACUGCCAUCACGAAUGUCGACUUCUCCAAGGUCGUCAUCUCCGACAUGCUCCGCCGCAACGUCCGCGACCGCCCGCUCAUGCGCUGGCGCGUCAUGGACAUCACCGCCAUGCAGUUUGAGGACGAGAGCUUCAUUGCGGUUAUUGAUAAAGGUGGAUUAGAUGCUUUGAUGGAGCCCGAGCUUGGCCCCAAGUUGGGGAACCAGUACCUAUCUGAGGUGAAGAGAGUUUUAAAGCCUGGGGGCAAGUUUGUGUGCCUCACCCUGGCUGAAUCUCAUGUACUAAAUCUACUUUUCUCAAAGUUCCGACUUGGGUGGAAAAUGAGUGUUGAUGCCAUACCUUUAAAGUCUUCUGGUAAACCUAGCCUUGAAACGUUUAUGGUGGUUGUGGAGAAGGAGCUAUCUACUGUUGUGCAUCAGAUUACAUCAUUGCUUCAUAAUUCUUCUCUUAAUUGCAAUUCAAAACAGGUUUCUGGAUUUACCGAAGCCCUUCAAAAUGAAAACCUAAUUCGUGAAAAGUACUCUAGUGACUCUGGGUUAUUAUAUUCUGUGGAAGAUCUGCAAGAGGAUCUGCUAAAGCUUUCUCAAGGUCGGCGAUUGCAGAUAACUUUGGGUGGACCAGGGUGCUCUACUUUUUCUUAUAGGGCUGUAAUUCUUGAUGCUGAGGAACUGGCUGACCCUUUUAUAUAUCAUUGUGGGAUUUUCAUUGUGCCUAAGAUUCGUGCACGGGAAUGGCUUUUCUAUUCUGAAGAAGGACAGUGGAUGGUGGUCAGAAGCUCCAAAGCUGCCCGGCUCAUAAUGGUUUUCUUGGAUGCCAGCCAUUCAGAUACAAGCAUGGAGGAGAUUCAGGAUUUGUCUCUGUUGGUUACACCGUUGGCACCUGCAGAAAAUGAGACUGGAGCUCAAAUACCUUUCAUGAUGGCAAGUGAGGGGCUCAAGGAACGAAACAUCAUUCACAAGGUCACAUCUUCAUUAACUGGAUCGAUUAUUGUUGAAGAUGUAAUUUAUGAAAAUGUUGAUAGUGAAGUCAAUUGUAUUUUUCCUUCUAGAGAGUUGGUCUUUCGUCGCCUUGUUUUCGAGAGAGCUGCAAAUUUGGUGCAGUCUGAAGCUCUUCUAAAAGAUGAACCGCUGCCUAGAAAAUUGGUUAGUGAGACGGGGAGGAAGAAAAACAAUGCAUCUUCCAAAUCCAGAAAAAGUGGAUCUCAGAGACACAAUGCUGGAGCAAGUAACCAGUUGACAGUCUAUCAUGGCUAUGUAGCUAGUUCUUAUCAUACAGGAAUUAUUUCUGGAUUCAUGUUGAUAUCUUCUUAUAUGGAAACUGUGGCAUCAAGUGGGAAAAUGGUAAAAGCAGUAAUAAUAGGUCUUGGAGCAGGUUUACUUCCCAUGUUUCUUCAUGGUUGUGUCCCCUUUUUAGAGAUUGAGACUGUGGAGUUAGACCCCGUGAUUGUUGAUAUUGCAAAAGACUACUUCAGUUUUAUGGAGGAUGAACGACUAAAGGUGCACAUAGCUGAUGGGAUCCAAUUUGUCCAAGAGAUUGACAAUUCUGGAGUGGCUCAAAUUCAUGGAAAAAUUAAUGACCGUAGUUACACAGAGUCUCCUUUAAAUGAAAGUUCUACUGUGUCUCAUGCUGGUGUAGAACUUACAAAAGUUGAUAUCAUUAUAGUGGAUGUGGACUCUUCGGACCCAAGCUCGGGACUGACAUGCCCUGCUCCGGAUUUUUUGGAUGAGUUUUUUCUUGAGACUGUAAAGGAUAAGUUGUCAGAGAAUGGUCUCUUCGUCGUCAAUUUGGUGUCACGGUCCCAAGCCAUUAAGGAUAUGGCUCUCUCAAAAAUGAAAAAGGUUUUCAGCCACCUCUUCUGUCUCCAGCUUGACGAGGACGUCAAUGAGGUUCAUUUUGCACUCAAAUCGGAGUCCUGUAUUGAGGACAACUGUUUCUCUGAAGCUUCUAUUAAACUUCAUAAAUUGUUGGAGUUUAAACACCCAGAGAUUGGUCAAAACAUUAUAAAUGCGACAAAAAAGAUCAGACGUUUAAAGUGAUACUUGCUUGCUUUCACAAAGCGGAAGUCAUAGCCAAAUAUUUGUCGUUGAUCUGUGUAUUGGACUGUCUAGAGUGAUGUUUAAGUGAGUUUUGAUUAUAUUGUAGCACGGUCACCCUAGACUAUUGGACUGUCUAGAGUGAUGUCUAAUGAAUACUAUUCUCUAGGCAAUGUAUUUUUGGUGUAAAUGUUUGGCUAACCAUGAAAGUUUUCUUGCGAAUACUUUAGAAUUCUUUUAAGGUAAUGCUAUUUCCUUGUAAGCAUUUAAUAUUUUGCAUAUAUGAAAUGCAUUUUUGCUCUU
Molecule: messenger RNA, 2691 nt
Organism: Vigna radiata var. radiata (mung bean)
Lineage: Eukaryota; Viridiplantae; Streptophyta; Magnoliopsida; Fabales; Fabaceae
Product: methyltransferase-like protein 13
Exons: 16
Coding region: 100-2391 (763 amino acids)
Molecular function (GO): S-adenosylmethionine-dependent methyltransferase activity
Source: RefSeq, a predicted model, not a curated record